Cimex lectularius (bed bug) is the source of this 1190-nucleotide messenger RNA. RefSeq lists its product as uncharacterized. The transcript is spliced from 9 exons. Lineage: Eukaryota; Metazoa; Arthropoda; Insecta; Hemiptera; Cimicidae. The record is from RefSeq and is a predicted model, not a curated record. Bases 167 to 754 code for a protein of 195 amino acids.
UCUCAAUUGGUUUUUAACAGUGCACAGGCUCUGAUCCUAUAUUAAAUUUCAAAGAAAAUAUUGACUUCACAAAAAAUAUUCUGGAAUAUAUAUCAUCUACUCACAUUUUCAAUGUAUUUUUCUUUGUUAUGCAGGCCAAAGCCAGUGAAAAAAGGGGGUGAGAAUAAUGAUUUGCCAUUUUGGAAAUUUAGAAGCACACCAGAAGUGGCUCGAAAUGAACAAAAAGCUUACCAAUAAAAUAGCUCAACAAGAACUGGCGCUUUUACAAGCCCAAAAGGAAAAUUUCAAUAUUACAAAGGAAAUGAUAGAUUUAAUGUUUACACUGAUCUUUACAAUUUCACUGUACAAUGAGCUCAAGCAGGUAUUUCAAAACCUGCUCACAGAUCUGAACAAAACUCUCACCUCAGACAGAGACAUUUCUGUGAAUCUGCAACAAAGUUAUCAAUAUUUUGCAGAACACUUUAAAAAGUUUGAAGAUAUUUCAUCAAUAGGAAAUUUAAGAAGUCAAUUAAAUAUGGUAACAAAGCCUGAAAGUCAGAUGCCCUUUAACCCUUUAGCGACUGGUAAACCAUUUAAGUCUAAUCCUCAAGAAAUGUAUGCCAGAAAGAAAAAUAGCCAAGUGGUUAAAUUGCAUUCUAGACAUCAAGCUAUCCUCAGUCCUAGUGCUGAAAUUAAAUCUCCCAAUAUAAACCGAGAAGAAAAAGUCACAAGUAUAUUCACCAAAAAAGUGCCGAUCAAGCAAAAGAAAAAAUAACUUUACUGUUGUUGAAGAAUUUAAGUACUGCUUACUCUUAAAUUUAAUGAAAAUAAUGAUUGGAAAGUAACUGUUAUUCUCCAGAUAAAGAAAAAGGUAUUAUUACAUUUUCAAUAAACAAUUCACUUUUUUUCUAUUAAUUUAUGAACUCAUUAUCCAAAAAGGGAUUGGAUCUAGAAGGUCACAGGGGAUUAAAAAAGACAUUUGCUACAAUGAAUAAAUCGAUCUUUUAUUUUUAAAAAAAUGUAAAUUAUUUGUAGUGUAUGCAAUGCUGUCUUUACUAAUUUUAAUAAUAAUUUAUUCUACCUGAUUUCAUGUAAUUUCUCAAUCACAACAAACAUUUUUUGAACUAAAAGCAAUGAAUAUAAGAAGGAGAAUGGAAAAAUAAUUCUGUAAAACUGGGAUUAAAAUAAAUGAUUGACUUCCGAAAUUUAAA